AUGGCGCAAGUUCAAGGCCACUACGAUCCCCAAUUCGAAGAGCUGCGGAAGCUUUUCCAGAAAAAUCUGGAUUCCAAAGCGGACCUUGGAGCUUCCAUCACUGUGAACAUCGACGGCAAAAACGUUGUCGAUAUUUGGGGAGGAUACGUUGACGAAGAAUGCACCCGUCCAUGGGAGGCUGAGACUCUUGUAGCAGUCUGGUCAUGCACGAAAGGAGUCGCGAGCCUUGCUCUUCUGAUGCUCAUUGACCGCGGCUUGGUGGAUCACGAUGCAAAAGUUGCUCAGUACUGGCCUGAGUUCGCUGCCAACGGGAAGCAAGAUAUUGAGAUCCGACAUCUCCUGUCUCAUACGUCAGGUCUUUCAGCGUGGGAGGAAGUGGUUACCUUUGAAGACUUGCCUGACCAAGACGCUAUUGCAGCAAAGCUUGCCGCGCAGGCUCCUCUAUGGGAGCCCGGCACGGCGUCAGGAUAUCACGCAGCUACUUUUGGAGUAUUGAUAGCAGAAGUCUUGCGACGCGUGACAGGCAAGACGAUGAAACAAUUUGUCGCUGAGGAGAUUGCAGCUCCUUUGAACGCAUAUUUCCAGAUUGGCCUCUCGGACAAAGAUAUCUCUCGCGCGAGCAACUCUAUCGCGCCGAAAGACAAGCCACCGACUCAGGCAAUGCCAGAACCGGGAUCAAUCUCGUUCAAGACGCUCGCCAAUUCAGUCUUUAGUCCAAAUUUCGUCAACACGGAAACAAUCCGAAAAGCAGACCUCAGCUCCUUCAACGGCUUUGGUAAUGCUCGCGCGAUGAAUCGCAUCUACUCCACCCUAGCACUCGGUGGUGGAGUUGAUGGGGUGCAGUUGCUGUCUCAAAAAACGAUUGACCUUAUCUUCCAAGAACAGUCGGAUGGCAUAGAUUUGGUAAUGGGAUUUCCUAUGGCCUUUGGCGUUGGAUAUGCGCUCGGAGGACGAGGCUCCGCAAACUUCAUGCCAGGUGGAAAGGUUGGCUGCUGGGGAGGCUGGGGAGGAUCGUUAUUCAUUUUUGACAUUGACAGGAAGCUCACAUUUACAUAUGCUAUGAAUCAGAUGUCACAUAACAUAAUGGUCAAAGGGAGAGAAGGGGAGUACGUGAAGGCUGUAUAUAAGGCUUUGGGAGUGGAACUAGAAUAG
Molecule: messenger RNA, 1152 nt
Organism: Trichoderma atroviride IMI 206040
Lineage: Eukaryota; Fungi; Ascomycota; Sordariomycetes; Hypocreales; Hypocreaceae
Source: RefSeq, a predicted model, not a curated record